GAUACGUGUGCUUCGACACGUAUCGUAGAUGUUGACUUCGAUGAUUAUAUUCAAUUGGAUAUUAACAAGUAUUUCUUUAAUAACACAAAAUGGGAAAGGGAUUCAAUAAUUACAUGUGUAAAAAGUUUUUUCAUCCAGCAUCUCGAGACAACUUGAAACGAGUAUGGAUGGCUGAACAACAAGCCGAAGCUUAUAAAAAAAAGCAAGAGGAAUUGCGUGUUCAAUAUGAAAAAGAACAGGACCUUCACAAUAACAAAGCUUUGUUGAGUAAAGAAAGCAAGGACAAGCUAAGUGUAAAUUUUAUGUAUGAACCACCACCUGGAGCAAAAAAAGAGAGAGAAAAAGAAGAUAACGAGCCAGAAUAUAAAUUUGAAUGGCAACGCAAGUACAAUGCACCAAGAGAAAGUUAUUGUAAAGGGGAUAGUGAAAUACGAGAUCAACCAUUUGGUAUACAAGUACGCAAUGUCCGUUGCAUCAAAUGUCACAAGUGGGGACAUAUAAAUACAGACAAAGAGUGCCCCUUGUAUAGCCAAGCAAUGAGUGUAGUAAUGGCAAAUAAUUCACAAACUCCAUCAGCUCCAGAUGCUUUAACUCUAGUUCAACAAAUGAGAGAGGAUGGAUUGGCACUUAAAAAGUCUGCCCUUAGUGCUCAACAACAUUUACGAGUUCCUGAGCAUGAACAUCUUAUGGUGUCAGAUGAUGAAGAACAAUCGGAAAUUACAUUAUUGAAAACUCUUUCCAAAAAGGAAAAAAAGAAGUUAUUAAAAAAACUAAAGCAACUUGAAAGAAAGACGAAGAAAGCAGAAAAGAGAAGAUUGAAAAAGAAACAAAUUAAACAUAGAAAAAGUAACAGUGAUACAGAUAGUGAUAACAGUUCUAGCAACAACAGCAGUAGUAGUAGAAGUAGUAGUACCUUGAAUACAAAUAGUAGUACCAGUUCUAACACCACUGCUAGCAGUAGCACUAGUGUAAGUAGUGCAGAUAUCAGAAAUAUUAAUGAUUGUACAUCAAAAAAGAUUAGAAAGAGACGAAAGAAAAAUCGAGCGAAUUCCAUUUCAAAUGGUAAUUCUACGAAUCAUCGUCGAAAGAAAGAGAAAAGUAAAACAAACAAUCAAAAGGGCGGAAAUGGAUUGAAACAUAAAAAGAAGUAUAAACACAAGAAAUCACAUCAAAAAGAUACGAAAGAAAGUAAAGAUAAAGAAUCUGAUAGUCGUAAAAAAAGAAAAGUCACCGAAUUUAAGGAGGAUAAAAAUGGUGAAAAUCGAAAUAGGAAAAGAACAAGACGAUGUUGAGAUUAAUUAUGUUUUUACAUAUUAAAGGUAUACAAUAAAUUGUAAUUCAACGUAAUGAAAGUUUAUAUACGCGCCAGUUGUAUUUCCUACUCAUAUAAAUCACAGAACACGAUAAAUGAAUUAAGAUGCAUGUAUGUUAUGUACUUCUCACACACGUGCAGUAGAAAGCGUAAUAUAGUAUAGAAUUCUUAUACUUACUAAACUAUUUUAAUAAGCAUCAUGUGCAUAACAGAAAUUACAGUUGAAAAAGUUUCUAUUUCUUAGA
Messenger RNA from Habropoda laboriosa, 1557 nucleotides. RefSeq names its product corepressor interacting with RBPJ 1. Gene Ontology annotation, molecular function: transcription corepressor activity. NCBI's taxonomy places the organism in Eukaryota, Metazoa, Arthropoda, Insecta, Hymenoptera, Apidae. The record is from RefSeq and is a predicted model, not a curated record. Gene Ontology annotation, biological process: negative regulation of DNA-templated transcription. Gene Ontology annotation, cellular component: nucleus. The coding region runs from base 90 to 1292 and encodes 400 amino acids. The transcript has 6 exons.